GUUUGGAUCCAAAGUCCACACACUGGCAACCGCUCCGCUGGACAGUGAGCCUCAGGCGACAGUGAGCAAGAUUCGGGUGGGGCUUUGGUUCUCACCACCCUCCCAAACUUGGGGACGCAGACCUAUUUAUCUCGGGGUCCCUUGGUCGAUCCCUCGGAGUCGGCCUCUCUCGGCCUGCGUGAAUCUCCGCGGUUCUCGCCCGGGUCGAGUUCAAAAGGACGCGCGGAGUGGCGCCGGCCCUUCCCCGGCAGCCGGUCCAACUGGAAAGAUCAUCCUCUCCCUCCAAGUAUCCCAGCUCAGACAGCAAUGGCCAGUCCUCUGACCACGCCUUCUCCAGGAGAAGAACUGAUGACCACCACAAUUCCACAGGCCACUAAGGGCCUGUCCCCAGAAGCUGGAGCCAGCACAGCACUCAUUGCAGUUGUUAUCACCGUGGUCUUCCUCACCCUGCUCUCAGUUGUGAUCUUCAUCUUCUUCUACCUGUACAAGAACAAAGGCAGCUACGUCACCUAUGAAUCUGCAGAAGGCGAUCCCAGUGCCAUCCUCCAGAUGGAGAAUGACUCAGCCAAGGGCAGAGAGAAGGAGGAAUAUUUCAUCUAACCAUUCCUGGGCCUCAGGAGCUUAUUCCUGGCUCUAACACUAACACAAUGACUGUUUAAUUUAUUAGGUGAAAGUUUUCUCUGAAGCCAGUAAGAAGCAUUGAUUGAUGUAGGGAAAUUCAAGCUCCUUCCUGGACACAGUCCCCACUGUCAGCAUCACUGACUCUGGGGGCUAGGGACAUGGAAGAAACCUGUUUGUGAUCUCUUUAAACAGGCCUUCAUAAUAAAGCUGUUAUUUCUAACUGGCCAACAAGACAGGGCUGUACCAGCAGACUUUGGAUUAUAGGGAUGGAAAAGAGAGUGAGGGUCACUGGCCACUCUACUCUGUCCCCUAGCUGGUCACCUAGUGAUAGGCUCAGUGCAGACAUUGCCCGUGGAAGUUCAUCCUGGAUAGCAUACUAAAAGGCCAGGCCAAAAGGGGUGGACUAUGGAGACCCUACUCCCUAUCACAUGUACUACGUUCCUCCCCAUCUGAGCCCUUCCUUUCCACAGCUCCCAACCUUAUACUCAUGUGAUUUUUAUCCGAAUUAAAAUUUUUCACUAAUGCAGAAAUCAGA
This is a messenger RNA of Otolemur garnettii (small-eared galago), 1156 nucleotides long. It is a transcript of the gene SMAGP, whose product is annotated as small cell adhesion glycoprotein. The record is from RefSeq and is a predicted model, not a curated record. The transcript is spliced from 5 exons. NCBI's taxonomy places the organism in Eukaryota, Metazoa, Chordata, Mammalia, Primates, Galagidae. The coding region runs from base 307 to 600 and encodes 97 amino acids.